Messenger RNA from Sinocyclocheilus anshuiensis, 2399 nucleotides. Its product is annotated as protein unc-119 homolog A-like. Bases 2 to 1126 code for a protein of 374 amino acids. The record is from RefSeq and is a predicted model, not a curated record. The transcript has 5 exons. Gene Ontology annotation, molecular function: lipid binding. Gene Ontology annotation, cellular component: spindle midzone; centrosome; intercellular bridge. Gene Ontology annotation, biological process: negative regulation of clathrin-dependent endocytosis; mitotic cytokinesis; visual perception. Lineage: Eukaryota; Metazoa; Chordata; Actinopteri; Cypriniformes; Cyprinidae.
AAUGACCAGUUCAGUCCAGGCUCGACGACUGAUUUUAUUAAAAACUAUUUCCUUAGAAAUACAACGCGCUGAACUCAAAGCAGUCUUUUUUUUAUCAGUCAAACGGUGUCAUCUGUUGUCACCGUGCGCCACUGAACUGCAGGCGACCCCCUCGUGCCGCGCAGUAGUACGUCCCUCAGCUGUAGCGCGAGAGAGGUUCAGAUUGAGCGGAGAACAGGAGGAUUUAAAUACUUCUAAACGGGCGACCUGUUCAGCUCUUCGGGUGCGGGAGGGUGACUGUUUUGUGUCUUUUCUAGACCGGGGGAGCAGGGGGGUGGUGGAGGAGGAACGGAUAAUGAGCUAUUCUUGUACCAGCACAGGCAACAGCCAGGACCCAUCGUGCUCUAAGAAGUCCGGCGGCGUUAAUCCCGGUAGUUGCAGCAGCGGAGACACCGGCAACGGCAAUAACCGCCACAGCAUCCGCGGCAGCAAAGCGAACUCGAACCCUGAUUUAUCCGAGGCCAUGAAAGUCAAGAAGGGCUUUAACACGACAGACGUCGGGGUCCCCGUCACCACAGAGGAGGAACUGCUUGCGAACAAAACGAUCACCCCGGAGGAUGUGCUGGGAUUGCAGAAGAUCACUGAAAACUAUCUGUGUAGUCCAGAAGACAAUGUAUACAAUAUAGACUUCACACGGUUCAAGAUCAGGGAUAUGGAGACAGGAACAGUACUGUUUGAGAUCACCAAACCACCAGCCACAGAUAAAGGAGGGGAUAAAAGAGAUGUUGAUCUAAAUGCUGGCCGGUUUGUACGUUAUCAGUUUACGCCGGCUUUCUUACGGCUACGUCAAGUAGGAGCCACUGUUGAAUUCACAGUAGGGGACAUCCCCAUCAAUAACUUCCGGAUGAUCGAGAGGCACUAUUUCCGUGAACAGCUGCUGAAGAGCUUCGACUUUGAGUUUGGCUUCUGCAUCCCCAGCAGCAAGAACACCUGUGAGCACAUCUAUGAGUUCCCCCCGCUCUCAGAGGAUCUCAUACGUGAGAUGAUCCUCCAUCCUUACGAGACGCAGUCUGACAGCUUCUACUUUGUGGACAACAAGCUGGUCAUGCACAACAAAGCAGAUUAUUCAUACAGCGGAGGCCCUUAGGACAGCUGUCGGAGGGGGCUGAGGCAGAGAGUUUGACUGACAGACCUAAGAACCAAUCACAUGUCUUUGUCCAGCAGUCACACCCUCCUUGAAUCAGUGUCAUAGACGACUGCCUGCAGUGCGUCAUGCCUGUUUUUGAGAUCUAGAGUCAUAUCAUAAGGUCUUAUCCAAUGCAUACAUAUCCUAUUCUGAUUUCACACUGCCAUCAUUCACAUCAGCAAAUAUAGAUAUUAAAAGUGUCUAUUUUGUAUAAGCAAGGCACUGUAAUGUGAAUGGUACUUAGGUUUUCUAUUCAUCAUGUGCGUGCAUGUGUGUGUGUGUGGGUUUUGAUUCAAUGAUUUUGUGUGUGUAUGUGUGUGAGGGUGGUGUUUAACUCUGAUAAGACCAUUAUAUAUCGUUGAUGAGUAUUUCUUUCCCUGUCAGAAUAAGCUACAUCAUAUUUCAUGAUAUUUGUGAACUUUUCAUCCUGAAUAGAAUAUGAUAUGAUUUUAUGGUGAGACCUUGACAUAAUUGAUAGAUUUGUGUUGAAUUAGAUAUAUUUUGAUACGUGAACAAACUAUUUGUGUGGAUAAAAACAAGUCAAAUCAGUUAAAACUUUCAUGGUGGGCAACCUUCAUUGAUCUGUCGAAACGAAGGACUUUUGCUUUCAAAGGUCUGCAUAAAGUUUCUGAUUAUAGAUAAUUCACACUGCAAACGAGAGGUUGUGUAGAUAAAUCAACGUUGUGAAAAAUGCCUACUGAAAAGGGAACACGGCACACGUUACAAGCCUUGACAUUUCAAAUGUCUGGUCCGUGUGGUUUCUUUUUGUCUUCGUUCAAAACAAGAGGAAAGAAGUGGCCGUUUUGAGCCGUUUAAAGAACAGUAGUUCAAAGAGAUCCAGAGAUGCAGUCUCUUCUCAUCUCUCCAUCUAAGCAUUCCCUUUCUCACACAUUCCAGCGAGCCAGACCCUUCAUGGCUGUUUAGUGCACAUAGCAGAGGUUCGAUUUAACAUCUUAUCCAAGGAUGUGUUGUAUCUAUGAUCCUUGUAUUCAUAGUGCAAAAAGUGCAUUUAGGAGAAUGAUUUUCAUGUUUUUGGUUUAUGAAUAAAGAGGAGGCUUUCAAAGACUUCUAUAAGUGCAUAAAACGGAGGAACAACUUGAAAAAUGUUUCUAGUCAGAUGUAAUAUGUGCUUUAUUUAUGAUUGUGAUUUAUUGUAAAUGAUUUUUGGGGGGGGGAGAAACGUAUGUUUUGGACAGUUCAAAUGCCAGUCUGGAAUAAAAGAGAAAUAAAUGUA